Dioscorea cayenensis subsp. rotundata (Guinea yam) is the source of this 1854-nucleotide messenger RNA. RefSeq lists its product as uncharacterized. The coding region runs from base 186 to 1598 and encodes 470 amino acids. The record is from RefSeq and is a predicted model, not a curated record. The transcript is spliced from 3 exons. Lineage: Eukaryota; Viridiplantae; Streptophyta; Magnoliopsida; Dioscoreales; Dioscoreaceae.
UUUGGUUUUGGUCCCUCAGUUCAUAUUUUAUUAUUAUUGUUUUUUUCUUUUAUUAUUCAUCCUUAAUUCCUCCUUUAUUUAUAUUUUAGUGCUUAACUGGUUGGCAACGAGCAGAGCAGUGGAGAUAUCUUCUUGUCUUUUCGCAGAGACCCUUGUCAAAUUUUUUAUUACGAAUUGGUCCCUGGAUGGAGAGGAAGCAAGGGUUCUUCGCCGUGUUGAAGGAGGAGGUAGUGCGAGGGCUCUCGCCGUCGAGGGCGAGGAGAGCGUCGCCGGUGGCGGGAAUGCUGCAGCCGCGGAGAAGAAGAGGAAUGCUGCGGCAGCCGUUGGCGGACCCGGGGUUAGUAGCGAGAUCGGGGAACUUGAGGCCAUAUGGUGAGGCUCUGGCACCAUUGAUGGAGGGCCCGGAUCCGGAGGAUGGCGGUGGAGGGGUGGGCGGUGCCGGGGAUGGGCGGAGGGAAGGGUGGGGGCAGUGGGUACGUGGCCAGCUCUCGCGGGCGCCGUCGAUGUCGGGUGGGGCUGGGUCGUCGUCUUGCCGGCCGUCUGAUCUCCGGUUGCUGCUUGGAGUGAUGGGGGCGCCGCUUGCGCCGGUUCAUGUUACCUCCGGCGAGCCUUUGCCUCAUCUUAGCAUCAAAGAUACUCCCAUUGAGACUUCAUCUGCGCAGUAUAUACUGCAGCAAUACUCUGCAGCAUCAGGAGGACUGAAGCUGCAGAGUUCGAUUCGGAAUUCAUAUGCAAUGGGGAAAGUUAGGAUGUUAGCUUCAGAGUUUGAGACUGCGAACAAAGUCAUGAAAACCCGGGGCUCGUCUCGUGCCGCUGAGUCUGGUGGCUUUGUUCUUUGGCAGAUGGCGCCGGACAUGUGGUAUGUUGAGCUUGCUGUUGGUGGUAGUAAGGUUCAUGCAGGCUGCAAUGGCAAGCUUGUUUGGCGCCACACUCCGUGGCUCGGUACUCAUGCUGCUAAAGGCCCUGUCAGACCUCUCCGUCGAGCUCUUCAGGGUCUUGAUCCGUUGACAACGGUAAGCAUGUUUGCGAAUGCUCGAUGUAUUGGAGAAAAGAAGGUGAAUGGAGAGGAUUGCUUCAUACUCAAGCUCUGCGCCGAUCCUCAAACAUUGAAAGCGAGGAGCGAGGGUCCUGCUGAAAUAAUAAGGCAUGUGUUGUUUGGAUACUUCAGCCAGCGAUCCGGGCUUCUUGUUCACAUGGAGGAUUCACAUCUGACACGAAUUCAAUCCAAUUCUGGUGGUGAUGCAGUUUACUGGGAGACGACCAUUAAUUCGUUUCUUGAUGACUAUAGUCCCGUGGAAGGGAUAAUGAUUGCUCAUUCAGGCCGGUCAGUAGUCACAUUGUUCAGGUUCGGUGAAAUGGCCAUGAGUCACACAAAGACAAGGAUGGAAGAAGCAUGGACCAUCGAAGAGGUGGCAUUCAAUGUCCCUGGCCUUUCGAUGGACUGUUUCAUCCCUCCGGCCGACAUUAGAUGUGGAUUAAUAAGUGAAGCAUCUGAACUUCCUCAGAGAGACAGAGGUAAGACUAUCAUGCCUGGGAGUCAUCGAUCGAAGGUUGCUGCACACAAUGACGAUAACAUAGUGUGGAGAGUCGAAGUCUAGUUUUAUCAGUGCUACCUAAGAUUGCAAACAAAUCGAAUUGUCUAUAUAACUCACUGACUAUGAAGAUUUAGACAAGCAACAGUCAUAACUUUGUAGGGAAGCACCUGUUGCCCUGUUUUUUGCUUUCUUCAGGGUGCUGCCUUUCUAUUUGGUUGGUGUUUGUGAUUCAGUAGUUAAGAUUGAGGUCUAAAAACUCAAUGCACCCUCAUUGUAUAACUAAAUUUAAAUUUGGGUUUUUAUUAUGUCAUAUUGUUAA